ACUGAACAGGGUAUAACAUUUUCGACAGCCAUGAUCCCAUACUACAGCGUAUGCUUUAACCUCGACGAGUUGUUCAUCGAAAACAACAAUACCGGAAUAGUCCAACAGAGUGAGAUACUACAAAACCGACCGACGAACUUCAGUUGGUCCGCAUCCGGCAACGAGAACUAUAACCUUCAGGCCAACUACUCUCAGGUGUGGUAUCAGCAGACCAACAUCACAGGCAAUAUUGGCGCAGGACGAGAUGCUGCAAGACAGCUGAGCGUGUACUCGGGAAGAGACUGUCAUUCGAUCAACGGAUCAAAACUUCGAACUUUGGAGCCUUGGAUUGGAUGGACGUGUCAGAGUGAGGCUGGAGGACAGUGUGACACGGUUCCAAUCAGCAUCAAGAGUUUUCUGAUUGCUGAUGCUUCAUCGAUCAACAAUGGCUAUCCAAAGUGCUGGGACGAUGCAGUCAUGGGUGGUGCUUCGAGAGCGCGAGUCGCGAGCUUGUGGAUGGUUGGCGUUGUUGUAGUUGCAGCAGUCCUUCUGUUGUAGUCAGCGCGGUUAAUGUCGAAGCAGAGGUGAUGAAUCAUGGAUGACCUUACGACAGCAUCUCUGCAUAAUGGUGUAGUGUGUUUCAGGGAGCCUCAUACUUCCCAAUUUACACAUGAACGCCU
Messenger RNA from Aureobasidium pullulans EXF-150, 659 nucleotides. RefSeq lists its product as uncharacterized. Bases 31 to 537 code for a protein of 168 amino acids. The transcript has a single exon. The record is from RefSeq and is a predicted model, not a curated record. NCBI's taxonomy places the organism in Eukaryota, Fungi, Ascomycota, Dothideomycetes, Dothideales, Saccotheciaceae.